Drosophila kikkawai is the source of this 834-nucleotide messenger RNA. RefSeq names its product trypsin-1. The record is from RefSeq and is a predicted model, not a curated record. Gene Ontology annotation, molecular function: serine-type endopeptidase activity. Gene Ontology annotation, biological process: proteolysis. Lineage: Eukaryota; Metazoa; Arthropoda; Insecta; Diptera; Drosophilidae.
AUGUUGGGCCUCCGUUUGUUUCUAUUGCUGCAGUGCAGCAUUUUUGUUUUCGGAGGCGUUUGCUUGAUUCCUCAACCCAUAAUGAGACAGCGCUCUCUGAAGGAUAAUGUGGCGAAAAACUGGAUAUAUUCACCCCGCCUGGAUGGUCGCAUAGUGGGAGGACAUCGCAUUAAUAUCACCGAUGCACCACAUCAGGUUUCAUUGCAGACUUCAAGUCAUAUUUGUGGCGGUUCCAUAAUAUCCGAGGAGUGGAUAUUGACGGCGGCGCAUUGUACUUAUGGCAAAACAGCAGACCGCUUGAAGAUUCGCCUAGGCACCUCUGAAUUUGCCCGCAGUGGCCAACUUUUGCGUGUCCAGAAGAUCGUCCAGCAUGCCCAGUUCAACUUCACCAAUGUGGAUUACGAUUUCUCCCUGCUCCAGCUGGCGCAUCCCAUCAAAUUCGAUGAGACCAAAAAGGCCAUAAAGCUGCCGGAAGCCCAAAUGAAGUUCAUGGAUGGACAGACCUGCUUUGUCAGUGGUUGGGGUAACACACAGAACCUGCUGGAGUCCCGGGAAUGGCUGCGCCAGGUGGAGGUACCUCUGGUUAACCAGGAGCUGUGCAGUGAGAAGUACAAGCAGUAUGGCGGUGUGACUGAGCGUAUGAUUUGUGCUGGGUUUUUGGAGGGUGGCAAGGAUGCCUGCCAAGGUGAUUCGGGUGGACCGAUGGUCAGUGAAUCCGGCGAGCUGGUGGGUGUGGUUAGCUGGGGUUAUGGCUGUGCUAAGCCUGAAUAUCCGGGUGUAUACUCGCGGGUGAGUUUCGCCAGGGAUUGGAUCAAGGAGCACAGUGGUGUGUGA